This is a messenger RNA of Diabrotica balteata, 1103 nucleotides long. The record is from the annotation of a GenBank genome assembly. NCBI's taxonomy places the organism in Eukaryota, Metazoa, Arthropoda, Insecta, Coleoptera, Chrysomelidae.
UAGUUUAGGUUAGGUAUAUAAGUGAAAUAUAGAAAGCAGCUGUAACAUAAAAAUAUUAAUUUAAAAUAAUUGAACAAAGUAAAUUAUUUUAUGAAUAUGCACAAAAACAACAAAUUCUUCCUUUACGCCGCUGGAAUAUUCCUGUCAUAUUUUUAUUUUGGAAUAGUACAAGAAAAAAUCACAAGAGGAAAGUAUCCAUAUGAACUGACUAAGGAAGAUGGUACAAAAGUUAUAGAAAACGAAAAAUAUACAUAUGCGGUUACUUUAGUUCUAGUGCAAUGUAUAAUAAAUUAUUUAAUAGCUACAAUAGCUUCUACUAUGUGGCCUCAAGGAGAAGAUACCACUCGUAAGUUGUAUUAUGCAAGUAUGUCAUUCACAUAUUUAUUAGCUAUGAUCUGCUCAAAUAUGGCACUACAAUGGGUGCCAUACCCCACUCAAGUAAUUGGAAAAUCUGCUAAACCUAUCCCUGUCAUGAUAUUGGGAGUUUUAAUUGGGAGAAAGACUUAUACUGUAAAGAAAUACAUUUUUGUGUUUAUGAUAGUUUUCGGCAUUGUGCUGUUUAUGUUAAAGGAUAAUGUUAAAUCACAAUCUGAUGAGGCUUCUACAGGUAUAGGAGAAUUACUGAUAGUACUAUCUCUAAUAUUGGAUGGUCUUGUAGGAGCUAUACAGGAUAGAAUUCGAGCUGAAUCUAAACCUACAGGAAUUCAGAUGAUGCAAGUAGCCAAUGCUUGGUCCACAUUGUUCUUGACUGUGGCCAUUGUAGUAUCAAAAGAAUAUUUAUGGUUCUAUGAGUUUGCUUGCAGACACCCAUCUGUAGUUUACAAUCUUCUAAUGCUAGGUAUUACUUCUGCUGUAGGACAACUGUUUCUCUAUUCAAUGGUAUCCGAAUUUGGACCUCUUGUAGUAUCAGUAGUCACAACAACCAGAAAAUUCUUCACUGUUUUGGGUUCCGUCCUGAUUUUCGGCAAUCCCAUAUCUAGUAGACAAUGGAUAGGUGCUGUGAUAGUAUUUACUGCACUCUUUUUAGACGCCUUUUACUCCAAAGGUGCCGCAAAGAAAAAAUAACCUUCAAAUAAAUCAUUCCUAGUUCCUAGGCAAUUUUA